AUGGGUUGCAGUCAGGCUAAAAUUGAACCUGAAGCAUUAACGCCUGACGACGUGAGAAUCAUUAGAGAAACAUGGAAAAUGGUAGGCAGAGAAGCCUAUGGUGAAUAUGGUCAACGACUCAUGCUCAGGAUCUUUCAAAAAUGUCCAGAUAUAAAAUCACUUUGGCAAAAUUCCCGCGUUUUGAAUAAUAACAAUGCAACAACAACAGCUGGUGAUGAUACAGAUGCUCCUAAUACAGCUAAUCGCUGGAAAAUGGAUUUAAGAAAUCAUGGUUCAAAAUUUUUUAAUUCAUUAGAUGAUCUUAUUAUUGUUGUUGACAAACCUGAAGAAUUAUUUAAAAUGUUACAUGAUAUUGGUAUUCGUCAUAAAAAUUAUGAAGUUAAAUCUGAACAUAUCCAAGCCAUCGUUGAUGGUCUUAAUCAUACCAUGGAAUUUGGUUUACGCGACAAAUGGACGGAUAAUCGCCAAAAAUCUUUUCAACGUUUAAUUAAUAUUAUUGUUGCACGCACCAAUCGAGCAUUGACUGGUGGCGAAAAAUGA
This is a messenger RNA of Rotaria sordida, 540 nucleotides long. The record is from the annotation of a GenBank genome assembly. Lineage: Eukaryota; Metazoa; Rotifera; Eurotatoria; Philodinida; Philodinidae.